AGCCUAUUGUCUUUAAAAGAAAGGUCUCUAUUAUCGGGCACCGGCCAGACGUUACGUAGUCCCCAUCAAGAAACUGGGUGGUUUUCAGCUGAUACACCAGAUGCCAUAAACUAUACAAACAUCAGGCAGAGGCGAGAGUUGUUUUUCAGCUGAGAAUGGAGAGAACGUGCUUAUGGGCCGGCUAUCAGGCUAUCGGACGCAGCCCAGCCAAAAACGCAAACAACAAGUAUUGGAAGCAACGCUGCGAAUAUUCAUUGAGAGUUAUCAUAAAGUUUUAUGGGCCCGAAAGCGAAACGGGUGCGAUCGGUUGGUGGAUCAAGUUCAAGAGGCAACAACAAACCACACCAGAUGCAAACAAAACAAACGCUUCAGACCAGUUUGGCUGUAUAUAGGGUUUCUGUUGAAGGUCGUGUUCUGGUUUGGCGUUAAAAAGCGCCGCCAGGCCAGUCCAUGCUCAGUCUUCUUCUGCCGAGAUGCUGUCGCUAAACUGUCCAAACUAUCUUCUGAUAGUCGUCUUUGUUUUCGGAGCGUGCGAGUCUCGUCAGCUGGAGGAAGUGGCAGUAAAGAGUCUGGACUGUCGGCAGAACAUUUGCCUGGGCCUGGACUUCCCCGACACCUUGGAAGUGGCCCGGUUCACCAAGGAGGCUUCGAAGCGCCUAGAGGUCCACGAUUCUCUCAUUUUGCACAGCAGCCACUUGGCAAACCUCCCCAGGAAUGUGUUCCGCAACCUGCCCCAACUCGUGGAGCUAGACGUUCUGGAAUGCAAAGUACAGGGAAUAGAAAGACGGUGUUUUGAAGGCUCCCGAAACCUGAGGAGGCUCAACCUGGGUGGGAAUUUGAUAAAAGGUUUGGAAGACAAUGCUUUCGAGCUGGCAACUGAACUGGAGGAACUCAACCUGUCGGACAAUCAAAUGGAAGACCUACCGACGAGGCUAUUUCUGCCUCUCAAGAAGCUCCAGAAGAUCAACCUGUCCAGCAACAACAUCAAAACCAUUUCCCCCGUCAUAUUUUCGCAAUUGAUGUCCCUUAAGUUUGUGAACCUGGAUGGCAACCGGUUGAGGGAGCUGCCAAGCGACCUCUUCCGGGAUCAGCGGAAGCAUUUGACGGAAUUCUCAGCCAAGAGUAAUCACCUGGAAAGAUUCGCCUCGAACAUGAUCGUUUCGAUACAAAAGCUGUCUCUGUCCGGAAACUUUGGCCUCAGGAGACUGCAACUAUCCGCUGACAUCGACCAGCUACAUGCCACGAAUUGUGGGCUGGAGUCCGUUGCUCUAAGGGGAAGAGCCAUCAGUGUCCAGCUGGAGGACAACCCGAGUCUGAAAGAGCUUAGAGUAUCGCAGCCAGAACACUUGGAGCAGCUCUACUUGGCCAACACCAACCUCACUCGCCUCGACUUUCUGUCCAGGUCUAAGAACUUGGUCGAUCUAGAUGUGACGGGGAUCGAGAACCUCUCGGACUUGCCACAAAUUACGGCUUCCAGGGAGCUGGAGCGCUUGAGCUUCACGUAUGACAACAAGACUUUGGAAAGCAUGGACAUGCUGCCCGAACUGAAGAACCUCAAUUACCUGGAAAUCAGCCACGACAAAGGCAAGGAGGUUUUCAUCAAGGACCUGGACGCUGACUUCUUUGUGGACCACGCGGAGGUCAACUGCGGCCAGCUGGCAGAGCUCUUGGAGUUUGUGGACUUGCCGAGGGACACGACCAUUGUGGAGGACCGGGUAGUGGGGGACCCGAGAAAACCUCUGAGGUGUGGAGUAUAACUUCGAAUGGGUGUUUGACAAAAGGCUCUCUAAAUUGUUAAGUUUUAGGUUUAAAAAUAAA
This is a messenger RNA of Drosophila bipectinata, 1818 nucleotides long. Its product is annotated as carboxypeptidase N subunit 2. The record is from RefSeq and is a predicted model, not a curated record. Gene Ontology annotation, molecular function: protein binding. Lineage: Eukaryota; Metazoa; Arthropoda; Insecta; Diptera; Drosophilidae.